This is a messenger RNA of Meloidogyne enterolobii, 3058 nucleotides long. Lineage: Eukaryota; Metazoa; Nematoda; Chromadorea; Rhabditida; Meloidogynidae. The record is from the annotation of a GenBank genome assembly.
UUUUUUUAUUUUCCAUAGUUUGGUAUUUCGACAGCUUUUUUGGGGUUUGGUAUUUUGACGUUUUUGGUAUUGUGGGGGCGCUCCCUUGUUUAUCCUUUUGUUUUAAAAAUAUAAUUAGAAAUUCAAAAAUAUUUCCCUUAAAGAUAUCCUUCCUCGAAAAGAACGUUUUUCCGAAAUUAUGAAAUUAAUGAAGAAACAUAAAAAUGCACAAAUAUAAAAAUGCACAAAUAUGUUUCUUUGGUUAAAAAUCUGGUCGUGGUUAAUUCUCUUACAUUAAUUUUUCUGUGAGGGAUUUAUGAGUUUGAUGCCGUAAUUUCAAACGCCGUAAAAUCUGACCCUUUUAUAAUACAUGUCGAAAUACCAAAAUGUUAGCGAUUUACCAAAUGGAGGUAGCAGACUUUUCAUUUUUGUUUGAGACAAACUUCCAUCUUAUCGGAACAUAUCUUCUAGUUUUUUUAUUUUUCCGAGGUUUGGUAUUUCGACAGCUUUUUUGGGGUUUGGCAUUUCGAUUGGUAUUGGUAUUGCGGGGCGCUCCCUUAUCCUUUUGCUUUAAAAAUACAACCAAAAUUCAUUCAAAAAAUAUUUCCCUUAAAGAUAUCCUUCCUCGAAAAGAACGUUUUUCCGAAAUUAUGAAAUUAAUGAAGAAACAUAAAAAUGCACAAAUAUAAAAUUUAUUUUUGAAUUUUGUUCUCAUAUAUUUUUCUCUUUUUUUAAAUUUAUUCUCUAUACAUAUUUGUUUUAAUAUAUUUUUGCUAGUUUUCCAUUUUUCUCUCUUAUCAUUUUUACAUAUUUAUGUUCGUUCGAUAAAUUUAUGUAUUUACAUAAUGGCAUGAUUUGUUUAUAUUUUUUGGCAAUUUGGCGUUAUUCUUUAUUCAAUUCUAGAAAAGUUGUUACGAGUCUUUUAAGAAGUAAUUUUUGUGACAUAAAAUACAAUCUCAACAAUAUAAACAUGGAAGACCAAAUUUCAAAAAUUUCUGAUGCUGCUAAUCGAAUGCGUAUUUCUUCAAUUGAACAAACUGCUAAAGCAAAUUCUGGACAUCCAACAAGUAGUUGUAGUGCUGCUGAAAUUGUUGCAACACUUUUCUUUUCUGAGAUGCGUUAUUCGGUUAAAGAGCCUAGACAUGCUUCUGCUGAUCGUUUUGUUUUGUCUAAGGGACAUGCCUGUCCGAUUCUCUAUGCUGCUUGGGAAGAAGCAGGCUUGUUAACACGAGAACAAGUUUUGACUCUUCGCAAAUUAACUUCUGAUAUUGAAGGACAUCCAACUCCGAGACUUUCAUUUAUUGAUGUUGCUACAGGCUCUCUUGGACAAGGACUUUCCUGUGCUGCUGGAAUGGCUUAUACUGGAAAAUAUAUUGAUAACGCUUCUUAUCGAGUCUAUUGCCUUUUAGGGGAUAGUGAAAGUGCAGAAGGAUCUGUUUGGGAGGCUGCAGCCUUCGCAAGCUAUUAUAAAUUGGAUAAUCUCGUUACAAUUGUUGAUGUUAAUCGACUUGGACAAUCUCGUGAAACUAUGCUUGGCCAUGAUUUGUUCACUUAUGCUAAGCGCUUUGAAGCUUUUGGUUUUAAUAGUAUUAUUGUUGAUGGACACGAUGUUGCUGAUUUAUUGAAAGGUUUUGAUGAAGCUAGAAAAGUAACAGGCCAACCAACAGCAAUUAUUGCACGUACAUUAAAAGGAAAAGGAAUUGAAGGAGUUGAAGAUAAAGAUAAUUGUCAUGGAAAGCCAGUAACUUUGGAUAAAGCAGAAAUUAUUGCUUCAAAAUUGGGAAAUAAAACAACAAGAAAUUCGUGGGAAUUGGAAAAUUUAAUUGAUGAUGCUCCUGAAGUUGAUUUUGAAAUUGGAAAAAUUAAAAUGAGUUCGCCGCCAAAUUAUCAAAUUGGGGAGAAGGUAGCUACUCGUUUAGCUUAUGGAAAUGCUCUUGUUAAAUUGGCUGAUACAAGCAAAAGGAUUAUUGCUUUGGAUGGUGACGUGUCAAACUCCACCUUUUCUGAUAAAGUUCUCAAUAAAUACCCUCAACAAUUUGUCCAAUGCUUUAUUGCUGAACAAAACAUGGUUGGCGUUGCUGUAGGAAUGUCUUGUCGUGGGCGAACUAUUCCACAUGCCAGUACCUUUGCUGUUUUCUUUACUCGUGCUGCUGACCAAAUUCGAAUGGGGGCAAUAUCCUUUGCCAAUGUUAAAUUUGCUGGUUCACAUGCUGGUGUCUCUAUUGGAGAGGAUGGGCCAAGCCAAAUGGGACUUGAAGACCUCGCACUUUUCCGAGCAGUUCCUAAUAGCAUCGUUCUUUAUCCGACUGAUGCGGUUUCUACAGAAUAUGCAACUGAAUUGGCUGCUAAUUAUAAAGGAAUUACUUUUACGCGUACUGGACGUCCUAACACUCCGGUUAUUUAUCAAAAUGAUGAGAAAUUUGAGAUUGGAAAAUGCAAGGUUAUCCGCCAAACAAAUGAAGACAAGUAUUUAUUAAUAGGCGCGGGUGUAACACUCUACGAGUGUAUUAAAGCUCAUGAUAUUUUGAGUUCUGAAGGUAUUCAAGUUGCUGUUAUUGACAUCUUCUCUGUCAAGCCUUUGGACGAUCAAACACUUAUUGAGCAAGCUAAACGUGUUGGAGGGAAAGUUUUAACUGUCGAGGAUCAUUAUCAGACUGGAGGUAUUGGUGAAGCUGUAGCUUUGGCAUUAGGUGAUGUUCCUAAUGUUCGUGUUCGCAGUUUGUGUGUUAAAGAAAUUCCACGUUCUGGUACACCUGACGAGCUUAUGGAUUUGUAUGGAAUUUCUGCAAAGAAAAUUAUAGCGGCAGUAAAGAAUUAUUAAUUAUAGAGAGACAAAAAAUAAGCUUAAGGAGAGCUAUUUAUAGAGUAUAAUUUUUCUAAUUUAAUUAUAUAUUUUUUCAAAAUUGUUAAUUUGGUCAGAUUUCAUUUUUGCAUAUUUAUAGACGUGCACUUAUUUUAAAAUUUUAAUAAUGAUAAAUGGUUGUUGGGUUUUUUGAUUUUUAUUUUGGAAAUUGUGGUUAUUGCAGGACCGAAAAUAUUUAAUUUGUUCGUACUCUAGUGUCAUAGUUCUUGAAUUGAU